AUGGAACUUUCUGCAUUCCCCAACUUCAAAAUUGUUUCCAAUUCUUCAUUAUUCCAUUAUACCUCGAAUCAAAUUCACUCUCGAUUCUCUCUUUCUCUUCGUCACUCCCAUUAUGGCUUUCGGUGUCUGCGUCGGCGUCGCAAUUCAAAACCGGUACCGCAGAUCAGGAUGUGCUCGGAGAAGCUUCCGAACGGUUCCGGUGGAGUCGAAAUCCGAGAAACCAAAUCCGAUUUCGUCGACGUGAUUGCCAUUGGCGGUAGGAAGGACGCGGUUUUUGAUUUCUGCUUGAACUCGCCGUUUCAGUUGUCUUCUCUGCGCUUUUGGAAUGUUAUUGUAAAAGAUUCACAAGAGGUGCAAUUACAACAAAGGCCUACUAAAGAAGAACCUUGCUCAGAAAUUGUCAAAGCUCCAGUAUUUAUGAAGUCAUGCUCAAAGACUAUUGUCCUUGUGGCUAGUGCUGGAUAUGGAUCAGACCACACCGUCGCCGUUGAUAUUUUUGAAACUGUAAGGUCCACAAAUGGACUCACAUUUGCUGUAGUUUUGAAGCCAUUUAGCUUUGAAGGGUUGAGACGAAAAGAUGAGGUAAAAGCUUUGGUGGGGAAACUUAAGAAGAAUACUAAUUUACUUAUCGAAAUUGACAUCGAUGCACUUCUCAAAAAAGACAUGUUGACUCUAGAUGAGGCUAUGAAGACUGCAAAUGACGCUGUUUUGCUAGCUAUUAAGGCCAUAUCAGUUCUAAAAUCAGAAAUGCACAGAAAAUUUAUAGAUAGAUUGCACAAUAGCAUGAAAGAAGCCUGCAAUUCAGAAAUUAUUAAAAUACUGGAAUGCUAUAAAGAAGCCAGAAUUGGAUUUGGGGCUGCUUAUAAUAUCAAAGCUUCAAUUAUGCAGUCUAUAUUUGAUAGUCCUUUUCUGGGUGCUUCUUUGAAGGAUUCAAAUAGUGCAGUUAUAUGCAUUAUUGCGUGUUCUGAACCCAUCAAUGAUAGUGAUAUAGCAGUCUUUCUGCGUACUUUCCGUCAAACAACACAAUACACGAGGGAUAUUAUAAUAUCAACAGUACUCGAGCCUGAUGUCGAGCCCAAACUAUUAAUCACAACUGUCCUUACACUUGGCAGCUUAACCGUGCAACAACCUUCUGAGAAUGGUGGUAUACUAUCCAAACUUGCCCAGCAUUUUCCUCUUGUUUUUAGCUUUUGGGGAAGACAUAGUAUACAACAAAAUUUCUCUGGGAAAGAGGAUGCGGUAUCUUCUCAUGAAAUGAUGAGAUCUUAUAGCAUUGAUGAGAGGGAAAAUAUGGUUAUUCCCCGUACUGUUGAUGACAGAUUUGACAAGCAGUAUGCAGAGUUGGAGCCAGACGCGAGCAACAACAGCUCAAAGUUGUCUGUUUCAAGGGAUUCUGAAAAAAAUGAAGAUUCAUUUGACAAUAUAGCCAAUUCUCCUAUCCCUUAUGAUUCCAUUAACGAAGAAGGCGAAUCUGCUUUUCAGAUGGAACAACUUGGAAACUGGAAUCUGGGCCCUGGAUUUGAAGUUGCAAAAGAAUGGGCCCAAGAAAGGGAAACUGAUGUUACACCAGUGGUCGAUAGCCUAAGCAUAUUCCACCUUCCUGUUGGUGUUAGGCCUUCAGAAGAGUUGAAAGACAGUUUAGAAAUCUCAUUUAUGUCAAAAAAGCAUGAGCCGGAUGCAGUGAAGGAAUUUACAUCUUCACUUCUGAAGGCAAAACUUGUUAAUAGUAAUAAGCCAAAGAAGCAUGGUGUUCUGUCUGUUCGUGCUGCAUCUAUGCUGGAGGCAGAACGCGAUUUGUCAAUAAAGUGGAGUCCUGUUGUGGAAAUACAAUAUAGGGGAGGAAGAUACAAGGGACGAUGCCAAGGCGGUCUGCCUGAAGGGAAGGGGCGUCUUGUUCUUGGAGAUGGAAAUAUCUAUGACGGUUUAUGGCACACUGGCAAGAGAUCAGGUCCAGGAACAUUCUAUUUCAAGAAUGGAGAUAUGUUUCAAGGAUCGUGGAGGGAUGAUGCCAUGCACGGCAAGGGUUGGUUUUAUUUUCACACUGGUGAUCGGUGGUUUGCAAACUUCUGGAAGGGAAAGGCAAAUGGAGAGGGGCGGUUUUACACAAAGUCGGGUGAUGCCUUCUUUGGAAAUUUCAAAGACGGAUGGCGGCAUGGCCAAUUUCUUUGUGUGAAUGCAAAUGGAACGAGGUACACUGAAAAUUGGGAACGCGGUGUUCUUGUAGACAGCAAGCCUUUAGACUGA
Molecule: messenger RNA, 2244 nt
Organism: Vicia faba (fava bean)
Lineage: Eukaryota; Viridiplantae; Streptophyta; Magnoliopsida; Fabales; Fabaceae
Source: the annotation of a GenBank genome assembly